CCAACGGCUUUAUUGGCGCAAAAGAAUCUCUCUUACGCUUUAAAAGAAAAAACCCCUAGAAAUAGAGGAAGCUAAACCACUCUCUAGCCAAAAACAAAACAAUUGGAAGAGAUAUAUACGAGAAAAGCAAAGCAAAGGGCAAAGGCAAAGCCUCCCCCGUUCAUUCAUUUGACACCACCUCCAUUUCCGUGUUGAAGUAGAAGCCACCAUUUUGUAUUCUCUCUUUCUCUUUCUUUCCCUUCCCCUCCACUUCUUAUAAAUAACAACCCACUUUUUUUUUUAAGCUUUGAUCUGUCUACCCAAAGCUCAAAAUGGUUCAAACAAUUAAAACCCACACUAAAAAUCUUGUUUAUUGUAUAGGGUUUUGCUUGUUUUUCAUCAUCAACAUAUAAAGUCUGAAUCUUUGUGUUUCCCUCCAUCUUGGGUUUUCUUAGUUUGUUGCUUUUGUUAAUAUGGGUGCCCUGGAUCGUUGGGUUCUGGUUGUUACUAUUGGGUUCUUGUUGCAAGCUCAGUUACUCAGCUCACAAAACCUGACAUGCAAUCCAAAGGACUGGAGUGCACUUCAGGAUUUCAUGAGCAAUUUGACAACAAAACUUGAAGGUUGGACCACAAAUUCAUCAACUGAUUGUUGUGACUGGGAAGGCAUAGCCUGUGAUCCUCCAUCUUCUGGUAGAGUAAUCAAGUUGGAACUCUCCAAGAAAAGAUUAUCAGGCAAAUUAUCUGAUUCUAUAGCUGGUUUAGAUCAGCUUAAAACUCUCAAUCUUUCCCACAACUUCCUUAAAGACUCACUGCCACUAUCUUUGUUUCAUAUGCCAAAUUUGGAGCAACUUGACUUGAGCUGUAAUGAUUUCUCUGGACCAAUCCCUGAAAGCAUCAAUCUUCCUUCAAUUAAAAUUCUUGAAAUUUCUUCCAAUUCCUUGAACGGUUCUAUUCCUUCCCAUAUAUGUGUUAAUUCUACUGGAAUUCAGUUCCUUCGUUUGGCAGUGAACUAUUUCUCUGGUAAUAUUUUACCAGGGCUUGGAACAUGUUCUUUCUUGGAGCAACUUUGUCUUGGCAUGAAUGAUCUCACUGGUGGGAUAACUGAAGACAUCUUUCAGCUUCAAAAUUUGAAACUUUUGGAGCUUCAGUUUAACAACUUUGGUGGGAAGCUUAGUCCUGGUAUUGCUAAUCUCUCUAACCUUGUUCGUUUAGAUAUUUCUUCAAAUAAUUUUUCUGGAGAGAUCCCUGAUGUCUUUAGUCAGCUACAGAAAUUUCAGAAUCUUGUAGCUCAUUCAAAUAAAUUCACUGGUAGAAUUCCCAGUUCAUUGUCCAAUUCUCCAUACAUUAAUUUGCUAAAUUUGAGGAAUAAUUCAUUGGUGGGUUUUAUUGAUCUUAAUUGCUCAGCUAUGGUUACUUUGAACUCUCUGGAUUUAGCUACCAAUAAGUUUACUGGGCCUGUGCCUGAUUAUCUUCCCUUAUGCAGACAGUUGAAAAAUAUCAACCUUGCUAGGAAUAAUUUUAGCGGUCAAAUCCCUGAGAGCUUCAAAGAAUUUCAUAGCCUCUCUUAUCUUUCCCUCUCGAAUACAAGCCUCCAUAAUCUUUCCUCUGCUCUUCAAAUUCUGCAGCACUGUAGGAAUCUAACUGCUUUGGUGCUUACCUUGAAUUUCCCUGAUGAAACAUUACCAGAUGAUUCUAAUCUGCAUUUUGAGAAGUUGAAGGUUCUGGUUAUCGCAACCUGUAGACUUAAAGGUUCUAUUCCCCAAUGGUUGAGAAAUAUUAAUGCUUUGCAGUUGUUGGAUUUAUCAUGGAAUCAUUUGGCUGGAACAAUUCCACCGUGGUUUGGAAGCUAUAGGGAUCUCUUUUACUUGGACUUAUCAAACAAUUCGUUUACUGGAGAGAUCCCAAAAAGUUUAACUGAAUUACCAAGCCUCAUUCAUGGAAAUAUCUCGCUGGAAGAGCCUGCACCAGAUUUUCCUUUCUUUAUGAAAAGAAAUGAAAGUGCGAGGGGAUUGCAGUAUAAUCAAAUUUGGAGUUUUCCACCAACACUUGAACUUGGUCACAACCUUCUUAGUGGACCAAUUUGGCCAGAGUUUGGGAAUCUGAAAAAGCUCCAUGUGUUUGAUUUGAAAUUCAAUAAUCUCUCUGGACCAAUUCCGGCAAAUUUGUCUGGGAUGACCAGCUUGGAGAUUCUGGAUCUAUCGCAUAAUGACUUAUCAGGAACCAUACCACCUUCACUGCAGAGUCUCAGUUUUCUGUCCGUAUUUAAUGUUGCCUACAAUCAGCUUUAUGGGAGGAUCCCUUCUGGAGGUCAAUUUCAGACAUUUCCGAAUUCAAGCUUUGAAGGAAACAAUCUUUGUGGUGAUCACUGGUUCCGUUGUCAAGAUACUACCGGUGAAGAUCAUCAUGAAUCCCCAAAAAGAUCAAGAAGGAACAGAGAUAUCAUUAUUGGAAUGGUUGUUGGAAUCGUAUUUGGGACAGCUUUUCUGCUUGGCCUUAUGCUUGUGAUUGUGUUGCGUGCGAAUAAACGCGGUGAGGUUGAUCCCGAGAAAGAGGAGCCUGACACCAUUGAUAAAGAUCUGGAAGGAUUCAGUUCAAGGCUAGUGGUCCUCUUCCAAAAUAGGGAAACCUACAAAGAGCUCUGCAUUGAUGAUCUUUUGAAAUCAACCAACAAUUUUGACCAAGCCAAUAUCAUUGGUUGUGGGGGUUUUGGUCUGGUUUACAGAGGCACCCUCCCUGAUGGUCGUAAGGUUGCCAUUAAACGGCUUUCUGGUGAUUGUGGUCAGAUGGAAAGAGAAUUCCGUGCUGAAGUUGAAGCACUUUCAAGAGCCCAGCAUCCAAAUCUUGUCCAUCUACAAGGGUAUUGCAUGCAUAAAACUGACAGGCUCUUAAUAUAUUCUUACAUGGAAAAUGGUAGUUUGGACUAUUGGUUGCAUGAGAAGGUUGAUGGACCAUCUUUGGUAGGUUGGGAAAAGAGGCUGCAAAUUGCACAAGGGGCAGCUAGGGGUCUAGCUUAUUUGCACCAGUCAUGUGAGCCUCAUAUUCUUCACAGAGAUAUAAAGUCAAGUAACAUUCUUUUAGAUGAGAAUUUUGAAGCCCACUUAGCAGAUUUUGGUCUUGCAAGGCUCAUACUGCCCUAUGACACCCAUGUAACCACUGAUCUGGUAGGUACAUUAGGUUACAUUCCUCCUGAGUAUGGGCAAGCUUCUGUUGCAACCUAUAAAGGCGAUGUGUACAGUUUUGGAGUUGUGCUUUUGGAGCUUCUGACAGCGAAAAGGCCCAUGGAUAUGUGCAAGCCAAAAGGAUCCCGGGAUUUGAUCUCUUGGGUGAUUCGCAUGAAGAUGGAAAACAAGGAGAGCGAGGUUUUUGAUUCAUUUAUCUAUGAAAAGCAGCAUGAUGAGGAAAUGUUGCGGGUUCUUGAUAUUGCAUGCCUUUGUUUAAGUGAAAGCCCUAAAGUUAGGCCUACAACUCAGCAGCUAGUUUCUUGGCUUGACCAAGUUGAAAUCAGCGUCUAGCUCGGUAAUGCAACUAUGGGAAACUCCAAUUGUACAGCUAGAAAUAUUUCUCCUAGAUCCAUUGUUUCAGAAGCUCCAACGGAUGCAGUAGAAAUUGGUCGCUUUUCAUAGUAUGCCAUCCUUUUGUAAAUAUUACUCCACAUAUGUGGUCUACCAGAUUUCGCUGCCCUCCAACAUGGAGGACAGGGAGGGAUCUAACAGAAGAAACAAACAUUUUUGUCAAAAAGUAUGUUAAGUUUUCACAUUCUAAGUUAGUUUCUUACUUUGGGCGAUGAUAAAAUGCUUGUUUUCAAACAUGUAAAAAAUAAAAACUUUAUUUUUUCUUGUAUGUAAUGGUGGUUCAUAUUUGAUGCGAAAUGAGGAGAUUUUCUUCUGAUCAUUUUUCAAUGACCGCGAUGCUUGUG
Molecule: messenger RNA, 3895 nt
Organism: Durio zibethinus
Lineage: Eukaryota; Viridiplantae; Streptophyta; Magnoliopsida; Malvales; Malvaceae
Product: phytosulfokine receptor 1-like
Biological process (GO): protein phosphorylation
Molecular function (GO): protein kinase activity; ATP binding; receptor serine/threonine kinase binding
Source: RefSeq, a predicted model, not a curated record